Cyclocybe aegerita is the source of this 2805-nucleotide messenger RNA. The record is from the annotation of a GenBank genome assembly. NCBI's taxonomy places the organism in Eukaryota, Fungi, Basidiomycota, Agaricomycetes, Agaricales, Hemipholiotaceae.
AUGCCAGGCGCGUUCGCCACAUCGAUUCCCACUUCUCCUGUCCUCCCCCCACUCGCCCUCCCCGGCCCUUCUUCCCUCAGCCCCGACCUCCACAUCCACAACCCGAUAGACGCAAGUCCGGACGGUGCGAUGAAGGAGAAAUCCCACCUCGACAUUGUCCUCGACAACCCGCAGGGGCAUAUCUUCCUCAAGGGCACCGGAGCCAAUGUCGAACCAGCAAGAUUGAGCGGACAUGUGUAUCUGUUCCUGACGGAGGCGACGGCGCUCAAGGAGAUCGCGCUCCAGUUUAGAGGGAAGGCGAAGAUUCCGAUGCCUGCGAACGAGUCGCUAAUGAACAACAGCGCCUACAUCACCUACACUAUCUGCACGCACGAUUGGUCCUUCCUCGAAGGCGACAAGAAACACUCACGCACGCUCAAACCCGGACGGCACUUCUUCCCCUUCUCGCUCUCCGUCGACGGCUCCUUGCCCUCCUCCAUCCAUACACCCCUCCUCGGCGGUGCCUCCAUCUCCUACAAGCUCCGCGCACUCGCCACACGGCCUGGCCUCGCUCACAACCUCACCUCCACCAUUCCAGUUCACAUCCUUCGCUCGCUCACGCCCGAGGCCCUCGAGUACCAACAAUCUCUCGAGAUCGAGAACACAUGGCCGGAGAAGUUGAUGUACGCAAUCGUGCUACCGCACAAGGCGUGGGCGGCGGGGGACACUCUGGUGGCGGUUCUCAAGUUCUCGCCGAUGCGGAAGGGCGUACGGGUGAGCAGUGUCGUGAGCACGCUGUACGAAACGGUGCGGGUAUACGCGCGGAGUGGGAACCAGGAAGAGACGCGGGUAGUGGCGAGUGUGAAUCAUGAGAUGCCUGUGGCUACAGCACCUGAGGGAUCUUCAUCGAGCGAAGACGGAAUCGACGACGGCUUCGAAGACAAGGACGUCGUAACAUAUGUUACCCUUCCCAUCCCACACACCUCCUGCGAGUCACCUUCCCCAUCGCCACUCUCCCACCCCACCACCCCACUCGCUUCUAACCCCGCACCUUCAAGUCAAACCCACACACAGAGCGAAAGCCACACGCCUGCGCCCUGCAAUCCCGUCUCCCACACUAUCACCAUGACCAAUACAACGCCGACACACGCCCUCGAGCCGAUCGCCGUCUCGCACCGCGUGCGCUGGGCGAUCUUCAUCCACAAUGCGGAUGGACACACAUCGGAGCUUCGCUGUUCGCUGCCGGUACACAUCCUCGACGGGCGCGUCCUCGAGGAAGCGCGGGGAUGUAGUGUAAUGACGCGCCAGAUGGUGUUGGGCGCGGUGGGCCUGGCGAGGGCUUGUGGGGAACUCGGUCUCUCGACGGGUGUCCCUGGUGACACGGAGGCGCAGACCGAUACGGAGAAUGCAGUUGAGGAUAGAGAACUCCCAAGUUAUCCAGCGCACGUACGCGACCGCAUCGCGAACAUGUUCUUGCCCGAGGGUGUAAUGGUGCGUGCCCCGAGCCCGUGGGUCGGGCGGAUCGGCGAGACGGGGCCAGCGUCCGUCGAGAGCGGGGACAGCGCCAGCACGGAUACGGCUGCCUCGAGCGUCAUCGCCGUUGACCUCGCUGAGCCCGUCGGCGGCUCAGGCCCGCACUCCCGCGCCUCCGGGUCCGCCACACCCGCUGGUCUGCCCAGUAGCAUGUCCAACCUCCCACACGCCCCCAAUGCAGGAGCCAGCGCGCCAGAGAUGUCCACCCUUGACUGGGUGAAUACGGAGCUGCUGUUAAGCUUAAGCGAUGCACCGUUGCGCGGUGCGCAUGCUCCUGCGUCCAUUUCGACGACGACGACGGGAAGACAUCGAGGAAGUGGACACGCGAGUCGGAUUGGGAGUCGGUGGGGCAGCAGGGAGCAGAGUCGCGUGCAUAGUCGGAGUGGGAGCCCUGGGCCUGGGCCUGAGAGCCAGAGGAGGAGUUUGGAAGCUCAAAGCUCGAGUGGGAGUGGUGAGGGCGACGUUCCGGCUCUGCGGAAUCCCUCAAUUCCUGAACACCAGCAGAAUAUCGACGCAGCCUCUUCAACAACGAGCAUCUCGCACGCCAGCAGCUCGCUGCAUAUCGCCCACCACGGGCACAGUGUACGCAGCCUGUUCAAAGCGACGAUGAAGCCCUUCGCUGCUUUCGCGCAUGGACACGGGAAGCACCAUCCCCACGGAGUCGCGACAGUGACGAUCAGCGAGCACGAGCCCGAGACCACCGCCGGCGCCAAUUCGUCGCAUUCGCAUUCGCUCUUCUCUCUAUCGAUAUCAUCUCUGUCCGUAUCGAGGGGUAGCUCUCACCAACAACAGCUACCCUAUUUGCCGUCUUCCCUUGCGCAUUCUGCCUCCGACAACCCUCAACCCUCUCAUCCUUCUUCCUCCGUUUCAAUGCCAACGCAAAGUGGGCCAACACCCUUGACAGGCGAAGACCUGAUGCACCGCGCGUUCACCUCCGUGCCCGACUACUCCAUCGCCGCUCGCGGUUUCAUUGGCGGGGUGCCGCCCUUGAGCAGCAUGCAGGGGUUGCCGAGCUACGAGGAGGCGCAGGCGGGGCGGGCUAGUUCUCGGCUUUCACGGAGACGCUCGUCAGGUUUAGACAAUGUGGACGACCAGAGUCGGCGCGGGAGGAGUAGGAGUAGGGAGCCCAGGAGCAGGAGUACAGAGAGGAGGGCGACGGUCAGCGACUCGGGCUUGGUGGGGCCUUUUGGUUUGAAUGCGGAGGGGAUUUCACAGAGGUUGGGGAGUGGGGAGAGUGGGGAAGAUGAUAGCGACGAGGGCAUUCAGACGCGCCCCUCCCUCUUCCGGACGUAA